UAGUUUUUUUUUUCAUUUGCAAAAUUUGCAUUUUUUAAAAGAUAGUAAAAAAUCUGAAAAUCAGCUAUAAUAAAGUUUUCCAGUGUAAUUGCUAUGAAGGUAUGAUGUUUUGGAGGGAAAAGUUUCAGAGGUUUAAAAAAAACAGGGUAUCUAUAGCCAAUAGUGAGACAGAAAUUUUCUGUUUAGCGAAGCAGUGUCAACUUUAAGGUGAAAUUUAUAGUUUAUCGUCUGCGAAAUGACCUCUUCAUUCCAGGUUUCUAAAUAAAUAGAAAUACCUAAUUAAAUCAACAUGUAUAAUCUUAUAGCUUCUUUUUCUCUUCAUUGAUUGUAUGUUUUUAUUAUUUUUAAAAUUUAUAUUAAUAUAUUUGUCUGCAUGUGUUUACUUUAUGCAUAUUUCAGUAUUAUGUAUACCCGUCCUGUAUUUGUGUACAUUAUUAAUAUAUAAGUGCGUACGUGUGUGUCCGUGAAAAAGAGGCGUCUGUCUCCAAAACUUGAAAGUUGAGUAAAGUUUUCAUGUUAGGAUUUGUAAACUACGGUAAGAAUAAUACUGGUCAACAAAGAAUUUGUCCCCCCAAAAUAAUACCUGUUUUUGCAUACAGAAUUCAAAAAUAAUGUCAAAUUAUCUGUAUUAAGUUCAUAAAUUCCAUUCACCUUCAUAAUGCCAAGAAAAUUUAUAAACGUCGCAAACUACUUUUGCUAUAUACGUAAAAUAUCAUGACAAUUGACAAAAACAUCUAUAACAAAAUUCUAAUUGAUAAAUAUAGAUUUUUAUUAAAACAAAAACUACGUGGGUGAAGUAAUUCUCGUGGUGUGCAAAAUCAACACGUGGGUGAAACAACGCAACUUGCGGUUGUCAUGGUAACAAGCUGUUAAUGCCUCGCUGUCUGCUGAUUGGCUAAAAUUACCCAAAUUUCCCAACUUUGAUUACAAAUAACAUCAGAUUUUUUAAUUUACGAGAUAAAAUAAUUGGUUGGUCGUAAUCAAAAUUCAGAAUUGCAUUGAUACACCAUAAUUUGAAGCAAAAUAAAAGGUGGCUCAUUUUGCGAACGAGAAAGACUAGAUCCAUGUUUUUGAAGUGAAAGUUCAGUAUGUUAGUGCUUGUUAAAGAAAAUAUCCGUUGUGGUACUAUUAAGCAGACAAUAGCUUCACUUGAGAAAAAUGAGUGCGAUUUUCGUCAUCAGUAUGCAAAGUUACAUUUUCUGAAGAUUUGAAUGACUUAUAGUGUUUGGUUGAAAUUUAACAUCAGAACCACUAGAAGCAGAUGCAAGAAACAACUACAACAUAUCGACUACGAUCGUUGAAGUUGGAUUCAUUAUCCGUGUUACAACUUGCGAACACCCAAAAGCGGUGUCUUGGGCAUUCAUGUGUUAUUUCGUCUGUUUAGCAUCCCAUUCUGCCAAUGCGCAUGAUCACCCGGAAGUUGACUUCGACGUUCACCCAUCAGAUGACAUCUUUAUAUUUAAAACAGAGUCUGAAAGCAUUGAUUUUCCUGAUGAGAUGCCGAAGGUGAUGGAAAAAACAUCAUACCAGUGUGGCAUAUGUGGUAAAUCAUAUUCUGAAAAAGGAACAUUGACUAAACACAAACGUAUUCAUACGGGAGAGAAACCAUACCACUGUAAUAUCUGUGGUAAAUCAUUUGCUAGAAGUAAUGACUUAACAAUACACAAACGUAUUCAUACUGGUGAGAAACCAUAUCACUGUGAUAUCUGUGGUAAAUCAUUUGCUCACAGUUCUCAUUUAAGUGUCCAUAAAUACAUUCAUACAGGAGGGCAGCCAUACCAUUGUGAUAUCUGUGGUAAAUCAUUCACUGCAAAGAGUAAAUUAACAGUACACAAACGCUUUCACACUGGGGAGAAGCCAUUUCAAUGUGAUAUUUGUGGUAAAUCAUUUUCUAUAAGGAGUCAUUUAACAACUCACAAAUAUAUUCAUACAGGAGUGAAACCAUAUCACUGUGAUAUCUGUGGUAAAUCUUUCUCUGCAAAUAGCCAAUUAACUAUACACAAACGCAUUCAUACAGGAGAAAAGCCGUAUCACUGUGAUAUCUGUGGCAAACCAUUGUCUGACCCCCGUAACUUAGCUAGUCACAAACGUAUUCAUACUGGAGAGAAACGAUAUCUCUGUGAUACUUGUGGUAAAUCAUUUUCUCACAGUGGACAAUUAACUGCUCACAAAUGCAUUCAUACCGGAGAAAAGCCAUAUCCCUGUGAAAUCUGUGGUAAAUCAUACUCUGUCAAAAGUGAAUUAAUAGUUCACAAACGCAUUCAUACAGGAGACAAACCUUAUUCCUGUGACAUCUGUGGCAAGUCAUUUCCUCGUAGAGACACGUUACCUAUCCACAAGCGCACUCAUACAGGUGAGAAGCCAUAUCACUGUGAUAUCUGUGGUAAAUCAUUCACAAUAUUAAGUAAUUUAACUAUCCACAAACGCAGUCAUACAGGGGAGAAGCCAUACUGUUGCGAUAUCUGUGGUAAAUCAUAUACUACAUCAAGUGGUUUAACUACACACAAACACAUUCACACAGGAGUGAAACCAUAUGCUUGUGAUAUCUGUGGUAAAUCAUUUACUGUUACAAGUACCUUAACUAAACAUAAACGUAUUCACACAGGAGAGAAACCAUAUCAUUGUGAUGUUUGUGGUAAAUCCUUCACUUCUACAAGUAGCUUAACGAAACACAAACGCAUUCACACACGAGAUAUGCCAUAGCACUGUAAUAUCUGUCGUUCAUCAUUUUCUCAGAAACGUCACUUAAUGGCACAUGUAUCUAUUCAUUCAGAAGAAUAACUGUGUCAGUGUAUGAAGAAAUACUGAACUUUAAAUGUAUUCACAGAGGAAGGUAGAACUAUCUUUCAAAACUAUAUUUUAUAUAACAACUAAUAUCUACAUUCAUUAGAUAACUUACCACUUUUGUUACAAAAAAAUACUUGAUACAUGUUGCUGCUGACAUUUUUCCUGCGGAAAGAUAAGGUACAGUUUAUUGGACAUUCUGGGCAAAUAACUAAGAAAUGUAUUCUCAUAAAUUGUGAUUGUUGAUGCCUCCUCCUAUGUUUACCAUUUGCUGCCUUCACCUCUAUCACCAUCUGUCGUUCCUUUUUCUCAUUCUUGCAUGCUGAACUAAACAUUCAUUAUACCAGUUCUCUUAUAUUCAUCUUCCUAUAGUUUGAGUGUUUGACCUGACAGUGCUUCCACCACCUGCUCUCUUUUCCAACUGGUGUAAUGAUGUAUCAGUCCUACAGCAAGACUCAUGUUCCUGUCAAUCUAUUAUACUUUAACCUCUGAACAGCUGCAUAAAGCUACCUCCUUCAAUACUGUAUCUUAGUCCGUUGAGGGCUUUUGUAAAUAUGUGAUGUCACUAAUGCUGGUACCAUGUGAAAAGGAACCCAGUACACUCUGUAAAAUGAUUGGUGCUAGAAAGGGCAUCCAACUGUAGAAACUAUGCCAGAGUUUGGCGCAGACCUCUCACUUGUCAAUUUAUUUCAACAUGGAAAAUUGCUGUUAAUUGAUGAUGAGUACUUCAGCAAAAUAACAGAUGUAAUGAGUAUUUAACAAAGGAUUGAAAUACAUGUAUCUGGAGAAAUUGUUGGAGGGGAAAACAUUAGAUGUUGAUGUAGGGAGGUUUGGCUGCUAUUCCUAACAACUUUAUCGAUGCCUGUGUCUUGCUGUUUGGUAUAUCUAUUAGGCAUGCAUCUCAGCAUGGUCACAGUCUAAUGACUGAAACAAGUAGAAGUUUAAAGUUUCAUGGAAGGGUGGUGAGGAAGGAACAAACUUUGAAAAACAAGGAUUUUUAAUCUUUUUUUUUUUUUAUCAGAACCAAGAUCUCCAUAAUUUGAAGCAUGUUAUUUUAAAAUACAUAAAAAUUGUGAGCAGGAGGUGAAAGUAAAAAUUUCAAAAUGCUUUGUUUUAUUUAUUGGUGUAUUUGGAAGUUUUACUGUUGAAAAUAAUAAUCAUAACUGCAAUUUCAGAAAAUAACAAAAGACGAAGACAGGUGGUGUAUAUAAUUCUUUAUUGUAGUAAAGUUAACUUACAGCUGGUAUGAUCAUUAUAGGUUUACUUAAUCAGCCUAUUGAUUGGUUGGGAACACCUGAACAGCCCAGAGUAUUAAUGUUACUUUUGUCAGAGUCAUCUCUGAUUAUAACCAAGCAGAACACAGAAGGAAUGGUACAAGCAUGGGGAUGAGGGGAGCAAAAAGAGGCAAUAAUUAUAAGGUAAGUGGAAGAGAUAAAGAGGAAAUGGGAAGAGAGGUGACGAUUUGGAAAACAAGAACUAAAGAGAAGAGAAGAAAAGAAAGAAAUAGAGGAUGGCUGAAAUUAAGAACAAGGACAGUCAUGAAAAAGUGUUUGAAAUUGAGUCAACACACAAAAUUAUUUACUUUGUCUUAAGGUUAAAUACUGUCCAGAUAUUGUGUUGAAAUUUGAUAUAGGCCCCUUACUCUCAUGGUCAACUUAAAUCUUUAAUAUAGGGUCACACUAGGUGUGAAUUGUAUUGGAAAAAAAUGAAUGAAAAAUCAGCAGUAAACUAUAUCACGAUCGAAAGGUAGAAAAAGCUCUAGUCAGAGUCCGUAUUAAAUAGAGAUGGAGAGGAAAAAUAGGAAUAGAAUAAAAUGAAAUAUAUUUUAAAAAUUAGGUAAAAUUGAAGGGCAAAUAUAAUUUCUAAUUAAGUUAUAAGAACGAGAAUUAAAACUUAAAAAAUUAAAAUACAUUAUUUAUAUAUAUGUGUGUGUGCCUGUGUUGCUCAAAUGUACAGAAAACAAAAGACAAAGACAGGCGAGUGAACAAAAAGCAGGUGUAUUAGCUUGCCGCUUGGGGAGAGUCGGAAAACCUUUGAUGUUUUGAUCCUAUACUCUUCAACAAAGGGAUGAAUGGGAAAAGUGUGUUGGGAUUAGCAUAUAUGUAUAUAUAAUAAUAAUUGUAAUCAACCUGGUAAUACAUGAAGGAGCCAUACCCAAUGACUGGUAUAGUAGCACCAUAGUCAACUGCUACAAAGGUAAAUGUGAUGCAUUAGAUAGGAAAAAUUAUCAUGGAGAGGGACAUAGCCCAACUAAUUAGGGAGAGAUUUAGUUCAAAUUGAGAUACAGUGUGGAUUUGUGCCAGGGAGAAGCACCACUGAUGCUAUAGUUCUGGUGAGAUAGCUGCAGGAGAAAUUCCUAGCCAAAGAUAGACCUCUGUACUUGGUUUUCGUUGACAUGGAGAAAGACUUUGACAGAGUCCUUCAAUCUGGUGGUCACUGCAGACACUAAGGAUAGAUGAGUGGAUGGUGAGAGCUGUACAAGCCAUGUACAGGGAUGCUGUCAGUAAGGUGAGAGUUGGCAACAAGUAUAGUGAAGAAUUCUCUGUAAAAGUAGGGGUUCGCCAAGGAUCAGUACUGCAUUAGCACACUUCGAUCUACACAUAAUUUUUCUUUUUUUUUACUCCAGCCGCAGCUUGAAAUUUUUUUUUUUUUUUGGCGGUUCAACAAGUUUGUCUGUUGUCGGCAUACUUAACAUUUCACAUUUUUUUUUUCCUCCACAG
Molecule: messenger RNA, 5504 nt
Organism: Octopus bimaculoides (California two-spot octopus)
Lineage: Eukaryota; Metazoa; Mollusca; Cephalopoda; Octopoda; Octopodidae
Biological process (GO): regulation of transcription by RNA polymerase II
Cellular component (GO): nucleus
Molecular function (GO): DNA-binding transcription activator activity, RNA polymerase II-specific; RNA polymerase II cis-regulatory region sequence-specific DNA binding
Source: RefSeq, a predicted model, not a curated record